AUGGCUGACAAGUAUGACCACCUGAUAGUGGCCGACUUGAGAGAGCUGAUGAAAGAGAGAGGCCUUCCAGUCCAGAAACUCCAGCUGCGGCUAGAAGCUGAGGAGCAAGAGCACAAGCUCAAGCAUGAGCUAGAGUUGGAAAGGAUGGAGCUGGAGGCCCAGCACCAGCGUGAGGAGCUGGAGACCAGAGAAGCCCAGCGCGGCCAUGAAGCUAGAGAGGCCCAGCUCCAAUGGAAGCCCAAGGUGAAAGUGUCCCCAACAAAAUCAGGGGCCCAGGCCCACCCAGACACACUGAUUUGCUCCGUGACGGGGUUUUACCCUGGUGGGAUCGAGGUGAAAUGGUUGAAGAACGGACAGGAGCAGACGGCCAGAGUGGUGUCCACGGAGCUGAUGCAGAAUGGAGACUGGACCUUCCAGAUCCUGGUGAUGCUGGAAAUGACCACCCAGAGUGGGGACAUCUACACCUGUCACGUGGAGUACAGCAGCCUGCCGGGCCCCAUUACUGUGCUCUGGGAGGCGCAGUCAGACUUGGCCAGGAGCAAGAUGCUGACGGGGAUCGGGGACUUCGUGUUGGGGCUGAUCUUCCUGGUGCUGGAACUCCUCGUCUACCUGAGGAACAAGAAAGUUGAGGUGGUGGGCCCGGAGGUGGCGAACCCCAAGCAGACUGGCCCACCCCCUUCAGGGGAGGCACCACCUAACCCUAAGAAAGCCAAGAACAAGAGGCAGAAGGGAGCUUCCCAAAAGCUCCAGCCCCUUUAG
Alligator mississippiensis (American alligator) is the source of this 759-nucleotide messenger RNA. Its product is annotated as rano class II histocompatibility antigen, A beta chain-like. Gene Ontology annotation, molecular function: MHC class II protein complex binding. Gene Ontology annotation, biological process: peptide antigen assembly with MHC class II protein complex; immunoglobulin production involved in immunoglobulin-mediated immune response; antigen processing and presentation of exogenous peptide antigen via MHC class II. NCBI's taxonomy places the organism in Eukaryota, Metazoa, Chordata, Crocodylia, Alligatoridae. The record is from RefSeq and is a predicted model, not a curated record. The transcript is spliced from 5 exons. Gene Ontology annotation, cellular component: MHC class II protein complex. The coding region runs from base 1 to 759 and encodes 252 amino acids.